Messenger RNA from Betta splendens (Siamese fighting fish), 2268 nucleotides. It is a transcript of the gene cbx5, whose product is annotated as chromobox homolog 5 (HP1 alpha homolog, Drosophila). Gene Ontology annotation, cellular component: pericentric heterochromatin; nucleus. The transcript has 5 exons. Lineage: Eukaryota; Metazoa; Chordata; Actinopteri; Anabantiformes; Osphronemidae. Gene Ontology annotation, molecular function: chromatin binding. Gene Ontology annotation, biological process: chromatin organization; negative regulation of transcription by RNA polymerase II. The coding region runs from base 256 to 855 and encodes 199 amino acids. The record is from RefSeq and is a predicted model, not a curated record.
GUAAUCAGCUGACCGAGGGGGCGGGUACGUUCAUUGUGCGCGUUUAACGCGCGCUUUUUACGCAGCCAGGCGCACGGCUCCUUUUUGUCAUCCGGGCUAGAUGCUAAAGUAGCUUUAUCAGUGGCCUCACAGACUACUGGGUUGCAAAAGUCGCGUUUUACCGUUGCAGUCGUUUGAUCGGAACCAGCGGUCUACACCUCCACGGGGGAAGAGCCAUCGGCCUGCAACAGCGCAGAGACGACAAGCAACUUUGCAAUGGGCAAAAAGUCUCGUGAAGAGGCGUCUUCAUCCUCUGAUGAGGAGGAAUAUGUGGUGGAGAAGGUGCUGGACAGGAGGGUAGUGAAGGGACGGGUCGAGUUCUUCCUGAAAUGGAAAGGAUAUUCAGAUAAACACAACACAUGGGAGCCAGAGAAGAAUCUAGACUGCCCGGAGCUUAUUGCAGAAUUUAUGAAGACCUACAAGAAGAGCAGUGGUGGGAGCUCUACACCAAGCAGUGGAGCCAGCAAAUCGAACACAGGCUCAUUGGGGCGCUCCAAAGACUCUAGUAGUUUGAAGAAGAGAAGCUCAGAUGAUGAUGAGGAGGGUGGAAGUAAGCCCAAAAAGAAAAAAGAGGAUGAUAUUCUAGUUGCCCGUGGCUUCGAAAGAGGGCUUGAGCCAGAGAAGAUUAUUGGAGCAACUGACUCGUGUGGAGACCUUAUGUUUCUCAUGAAGUGGAAAGACUCUGAUGAGGCUGAUCUUGUGCUUGCUAAGGAGGCCAAUACGAAGUGCCCACAGAUUGUCAUAGCCUUCUAUGAGGAGCGCCUGACCUGGCAUGAAGACAGUGAUAAGAAGGAGAAGGACGCUGUCAGUGCGUGAAAGCAUCACCUCAGGAGGAAAUGGGACCUCCUCCACUGCAGGGACAACUUGGAGUCAGACAUUUUUCACACCCAAAACCUCCCAUUUUCUUCUUUCCCAUGUCCAAUAACACAAAAAGCAAACUCGGUCACAUUACUUCCAUCCCUCAUUGGAGCUCAAGGCUUCUGAGAUGAAUCCAUCAGUCAGGAGUUGCUGUAGCAAAUGUGGGUGAUGUGCUACUGUUUAGCUUUUUUAAUAUUUGUGUUUCCUCGUCAUGUUAGUGCUUAAACUGACAUAAUCAUUAUCCUGUAAGGUACAUGUAUCCACGUGUACACAUGACUUUUUUUUUUUAAUAACUCACAAGAUGAGAGCCAGUGAUUGUGCAAGCCAUGUUAACCCUGAGCUUGUCACAAGGGGGCUGUGCACUGAUGUCGUUACAAGCAGUUUAGCGCUCAACUUCAAGAACCACCUGAUGUACAGGAAGCAACUCUCGCAGCACUUUCCUGUCUGCAUGAAGUUUUUAUCGCCUGUAGGUUUUUAUUAUUUUGGUUUAUUGCGUUUACCCAUGUAAAAGUAGUAACUGUACAAGCUUGCGGAGGACACUGGCCAAUUAUGUCUUUAUAAUGUAGUGAUUAUUUCUGUCUUUUUCCCUUUUUAUAAAAUGGCUGUUUUAUCAAUUAUUUCCAUAUUUUAAGGUAUUGACUUGAUAUGGUGUUUUCCAAUUGUCAUCUAUCACCCAUUUAAGAAAUGAAAUAAAGCGUUUUGAGUUUUGUAAUUUUUUGAUUUAUGUUUUUUUAACUGCAUCAUUAGUGGCACUGGGUAGAAUUUUAGACAAUCUUGCUGUAUUCACAGAACCAGCAGUCGAUUGGUCAUUGUGGGCUGCCACCUUGUGGCUAGAAGAUCAACCUUUGGAUCGUGUGACUGACGUGUAUCACAGCCCUCCAGUUUUAUUGUUGUUGUUUUUGUUUUUUUUUACUUGUGGUUUGUAUUUUGUGCGUGUGCGUGCAAAAAAAACAACAAAAAAAAAAACACGUCAACUUGGCAAUUGGACAAUGUGUUCUUGAUGAUUGUUAGUUUAAGGUAGUUUAAUAAAAUUAUGAAUAUCCAGGGUUUGGAAGCAAUGAGUAACUGAAUUGUUCUUGGUUAGAUCUAUUUAAUCUUUUCUUGGACAAUGUUACCAGGUGAGCAGAGGUUGUUUUUUUAUACAAGACGGGGGCCUGUUCUGUAGUUUGAUCUGCUGUGUUUCUAUGGGCUCUUAGGACCAAAGGUUAGUGAGUUCAGACUAGAUCAGUUCUUUUAAUUUCUUUUUUUAAUCCCCAACCUUCCUUUUUAUUUGCCAUCGUGAGUGAACCUUCCUUUCCACAUACAGUCGAUAAACCCUGUCCUCCAUCUAUCCUUUUUUGUUUUUUCAUUAAAGUCCCACUGUUGUCCUCA